Messenger RNA from Trametes versicolor FP-101664 SS1, 4220 nucleotides. RefSeq lists its product as uncharacterized. NCBI's taxonomy places the organism in Eukaryota, Fungi, Basidiomycota, Agaricomycetes, Polyporales, Polyporaceae. The record is from RefSeq and is a predicted model, not a curated record. The transcript is spliced from 16 exons. Gene Ontology annotation, molecular function: nucleic acid binding; zinc ion binding. The coding region runs from base 912 to 2189 and encodes 425 amino acids.
CCGGUUCGAACUCCGAAAGGACGGAGCGACACCACACUUGAUCAAGUGUGGGGUUCUUGCUAGUCAGACCUCAUACUCGACUCGGGACAGGACUCUCGCCGUACAGAACACUGCUCAACUUCCUCAUCGCUCUCGACAUCCAACCGCUUGAUUUCGGAAGUCGCCGACACUUCGUGCUCCGUGACGCAGCGAACGCCCUCGCGGCGCUCGCGGCGCACCUCCCGCCCGAGGCGUACAACGCACUCGAAGCGAUCCUUCGCGACGUCGACCAUCGCCUGAACACACAGACAGCACCCGCUCCGGUACCUGAGCAGGCCGCUAGUCUGACCGCGGACCAACUCCGUACCUCACUCGAGCACGCCUUCGCCUCCGCAAACUUCGUCGUCCAACCUCCGGCAGCCCACACCUCCCCGGUAACGCCCCGGCCCGGGAACAUCAAGGUUGAACCUCCCCAUUUCCACGGGAAGGAGACCGAGGACACGCCGACUGGUCGCUUCAGGCACCGAUGCUCUUCCGCGGAGAGGCCCUUCGCUGGUACGUCGCACAGAAGAAGCGCCUUGGCCGAUCCUUCGGCUGGGCGGAACUGCGCACCGCGCUCGAGAAGAAGUUUGACUCCCCGUUGAGGGUCGAGUCGCUCCGGAACGACCUGCGGAACCUCCCGUACAAGGGCAACCUUGUCCGGUACGCCGCGUCCUUCCGUGAGCUGGAAUCGCAGAUUCCCGAUGCGGACAUGACCUUCGGGGACCGCUUGGCAAACUUCCUCGCACACCUUCCGUCCGAGUACGCUCGUGACAUCCGACGUGACAAACCGACCACUGUACAAGCCUUUCUCAUUCGCCCACACCCCUACGACAGCCCCCGCACAAACUACCUCCACCACAACUGACCCGCAGCCCAUGGACCUUGACACCAUGGAGGCCGCACCCGCGCGCCGCACCGCACCUGGUGGUCCAUCACGAGUACGUUGCUAUAACUGCAAUAAGACGGGCCAUUACUCACGAGAGUGCCGCGCGCCGCGCAAGCAGCGUCCACAGGGCCUGCACAUUCUCGAUGGCGAGGGCGAGGGCGAGGGCGAGAGCGAGGACGAGAGGACGGGUGAGGACGAGGGAGAUGAGGAGUACGAGGAGGACAUGAGCGAGCUGAAUGUCCUGAACCUGUCCGAUGGACCGAUGUCCCAGCACGAGUUGCCGAUCUACUUCGUGCAGAUCCCGUCGAGGCGCGAGAUGUACCGUGCAAAGCUUCGCCGGACAUCCACCAUCAUCGACACGGGGGCAGCUCGGUGCUACAUCAAGCCGUCCAUCGUGAGAGCGCUGGGACUCGAGGAGUUUCCCAUCACGACGAGGGUCAUCCAUGGCGCUGGCACGACGAGUACAUCGGCCCUCGCCAAGUUCAAGGUCAAGAUCGGGGGUGUGGUCCGUCCUAUGAUGGCAUACGUCCUCGACAACGACCGGUUGCGGUACGAGCUGGUCAUCGGGCAGGACUGGUUGAAGCGCCACAACGCUCAGCCUGACUGGGCAACGUCGUCGUGGUUCAUCACCGACCCCGCGACACAUCAGACUACACGCCUAAGCGCGAGCUCCCCGCCCGGCACGCCGACCGCGCCCGCACUACCCUCACGAUCACCAUCGCUCGACCUUGGCCCCGACGCAGCCUACAGCCGCCGACGUCGUCCCCUCUCAGACGAUGACCCGAGCUUUGAUGGUUCCUUUGAGCGCCCUGCUUCGCCGGAGCUCUUGCCGCUCGACCGCUCCGUGCGAAGCUUGCCGCUGCGAAACGCUCUCUCGGUGAUCGCCUUCGUGCUAUUGGGAAGGCUAAGUUCCCGAAGCUGUUCCAGGCGAAGGUGCGGUACGAGGACAUUCCGAACGGGCGCGUCAUGCACGUCAUCGAGACCAAGGACGCUGUUCCUGUUCGAGGACAUGGGCGUCCGCACUCGCCGCCGGAGCACGAAGAGAUUCGCCAGUUCAUCGAGGACGGCCUGCGGGAUGGGAUCAUCGAGCCGCAUUUGCGUUGAUUAUCGGAAGCAGCAGCUGCACGGCGCACGCUUCUUCACGACCCUGGACCUGAAGUCGGGCUACUGGCAGAUACCUAUCCACCCUCGCUCCCGCGAAAAGACGGCCUGCCACCUUCCAGAACUUCAUGAACGAGAUCCUGCGUCCGUUCUUGGAUCGCUGCGCCAUUGUCUAUCUUGACGAUGUGAUUAUCUUCUCGCCCACUGAGGACGCGCAUGUCGCUGACGUCCUUGCUGUCCUGCAGGCGCUCAACCAGCACGGGUUGAUCCUGAACGAGAAGAAAUGUCAGUUCGCGCGGACAGAGAUCCUGUACUUGGGACACAUCGUCUCAGGACAUGGUCUCCGCCCCGAUCCCGACAAGGUCAAUGCGAUCACGGACUGGCCACGGCCGGACAACGUUACUCGCGUUCGCGGCUUCCUCAACCUGGCUGGCUACUAUCGUCGCUUCAUCCACGCCUUCGCGCGCAUUGCGGGACCUCUCUACAACCUCUUCAAGGGUAACCCGCGCAAGGGCGCACCUCCUCUCCCGUGCUUAGCUAUCCACGUCCUUGGCACCUCUUCGUUGUCGACACGGACGCGUCAGGCGACGCGAUCGGCGGUAUCCUCCACCAGUCGGACCGUGACUUCAACGGGGGGAAGGGAUCCGACGCUCGCUUUGCCUUCAAGGAGUCGGAGCUUCACCCCAUCGCGUAUGAGUCGCGUCGGAUGACCCCGACCGAGCAGCGGUACUCUAUCGUCGUUCGCACCGAUCACGAGUCCUUGAAGUACUUCCUGUCACAAAAGCACCUUGGCCGCCGCCUUGCUCGCUUCGCGGACAACAUCGCUCAUUUCGACGUCCACAUCGUCUAUCGCCCUGGUCGUAACCAGCUUGCUGCGGACGCGCUCUCUCGUCGUCCUGGGCAUGCAGACGUCCCGGACUCGGAGACCCUUGGCCCGCUCUUCGCGCACCCAAUGGACACAUCCGUGCCCGCGCCGAAUCGAGCGGACAGCUUCGAGACACUCGAGACUUGGCGACAGGCUCUGCUCGUGGACCGCACUUCUGAGCCUUCACGUCGUGGAUAUGUCCUUCAGAACGGACUUGACACUCGGUGACGCCCGCGCCCUCGUUCGCGACGUCCAUACGGAGAUCGGCCACUUGGGUGCCCGCGCGGUGAUUGAUGCACUGCGGACGCGCGCCUGGAUGCCGAACGUGACCGAGCUCACAGAGGAUGUUGUUCGUCGCUGCAAUGGAUGUCAAUUCACCCGUCGCGAAGCUCCCAAGCCACAACCCCUUCAUCCUCUGCCGCGCGUCGACGCCUUCGACUGUUGGGCCUUCGACUGGGUUGGACCGCUUCGCGAACGCGCACCCCGCGCGCUCCUCCGACGCUGUGCUCUCUCUCCUGCGGCAACACAUCGUGACCUUCGGGAAGCCCAAGGCCAUCCUGACCGACAAUGGCGAGGAGUUCCUGGCAUACAGGUUCCAGAACUACCUCCGGCGGCUUGGCAUCGAGCACCUCCGCACAUCGCCGUACCACCCGCAGACGAACGGCCGCCUCGAGAAGUUCAACGACAACCGGACGCUUUGCUGGCGCAUCGCGCGCACGUCAACCGCAGCACCGGUGCAUCUCCCGGGUACCUCGCAUACGGUCGAGAGCUUCGUCUUCCGAGCGAGGCCACGUACGACGCCCUUCGUCGUCCACCGACCGACGCCGAGAUUGAGCACCUUCAGCGUCAGCGUCUUGAGCAUGUCCACGAUCUUGAACGGAUCCGGCGGCUUGCGAACGCGAAGGCCGCCCAGCGUCUCGAGGACGAGGCCCGGCGUCGCGAUGACACCUAUCGCGAGCGCGGCAUCGGCAUCGGCGAGCUCGUCUUGCGGCGUUCGCCUGAGUCGACGAAGCUUCACCCGCGCUGGGACGGGCCGUUCAUCGUGCACGACCUUGUACAACGCCGAGCGCCUGAAGCGCUACCACCCAUCCGAGCCCGAGCCUGCACUCUGGUACUCCUCUGCCGACCUCCAGCGCCGCGAUGCGAAAGCUCGCUUCGAGCGUGACUUGCAGGGCCGUCGUGGCGCUUGAACAGUUGACGGUGGUCCAGUGCCGGGACGGUCGAUGCGGUGCCCAAAGUCGAGCUCACGCAAACGACACGUCACCAGCUUGAAGAACCACACCUCUGUACUAUACGAUCCCGACGUCUUGUGUCUUGUUUGUGCCGCGGCCGCGUUGUCCUUGCCGA